UUUCCGCUGUGGGUUGAGCUAAACCCUAUAUAAGGUCCUCACUAGGAAUUUUCAGUCUGAUAGCUUCUUUGAGAAGCUCAUGGCUGAAAGACUACAGAAACACAGGUUUCAAAACACUUUCCUUUGACCCCCUCCUUCUGAUUUUCCGUGGAAAAAAAUGCGUGGGCUCUUCUUUGUCCUAGUGACAUGCACAGCAGGUGCCUCUGCUUUCAGACUCCAGCAAGUCAAAACCACGGAAAACUGCCCAGAUCGCACCGUGUUUUUCAAACACUACUAUGAACUGCAUGGAGAACCUGUGGUUCUGAAAUGCCCUUCUCCCAGAUACAAACAUUUGGAUUUCUCUGCCUUGACCCCUAAUGUCACAUGGUAUAAAAAUGGUUCAAACCCCAUGAUACCAGGAAGAGAUGAAGAUUCAAGAAUCUGGGCAAAAGGAGAUGCACUCUGGUUUUUACCAGUGAUGCUAGAAGACUCGGGAGUGUAUAUCUGCACAAAAAGGAACUCCUCCUACUGCGCCGAGGUCUCCAUCCACCUCACAGUUGUGGAGAAAACAGCUGCUCAGGAGAUUGCCUAUCCCCAGGUCCUCUUCACUUUCACCUCUGGAAAAAUCGUUUGUCCUGACCUGUGGGAUUUUACACCCAAUAGGACAAGCCUGGAGCUCAAGUGGUACAAGGAUGCUCUGCCUUUGGAAGAUGACAACGAAAGAUUUGUCAUUCUGAAAGGUUCGGCUUCUCUGAUCAUGACAUCUGUGCUACCAACAGACGCUGGGUAUUACACCUGCAAGAUGUCAUUUCCAUUUGAAGGUGUGGCAUACGAAAUCACCAGGACAAUUCAACUGGAGACUGUUGAACAAGAGAAGAGAACUACCCCGAUAAUUGUGUAUCCAGCGCAAAAGACAAUAUCAGCUGCUCUUGGCUCCAAGAUGACUCUCCCGUGCAAAGUGUUUGUUGGGCUGAGCAGCCAUUUCCAAACUGAUGUGGAAUGGCUGGCAAAUGACACCAGAGUUGACGUGGUUUAUAAACAAAGCAGAGUUACAGAGGGAGAACGACAAGAAAUUGUAGAAAAUGGUGAAAACUUCAUUGAAGUACCACUGAUUUUUGAUUCUGUUGAAGAAGUGGACUUUUACACAGACUUUACCUGUCUGGCUGAGAACAGAUAUGGAUACCAAGUACUGCCAACAAGGGUCAAGCAGGAAGCUGUUGGUCUGUCCUGGUACAUUGCAAUGAUUCCUGUUGCGCUGGCCUGUGUGAUCGUGGGAGGGAUAUACAUGCGCAAGUACUGGAAGCGGAGAGCUGAUAAAGGAUAUAUAAUACCAAAGGUUUAAAAUCCACUUGGUUCUCCAACUGCCAAUGGAACAAAAAAUCACCCUGCCUGUCUUUCAUGUCAGACACAGAGAGCAUUUCCAACCUGACACAGCACAUUCCCAACAGACUGAUAAUAACAGCUCUUUUCCACUUCUCCAAGUGUUCUAUGAUCUGAUGAAGUUAAGAAUAUAAGUUUGCAUUUUUAUGCUGCUCAGAUGCAGGAAAUCUGGUUCUAUUGUUCUGCAUCUAGGGUGAAAUCUGUAGAAUUUUGGAACGCAAAACCAUGCUCUGGAUAUGGGAAGGGUAGGGUAGGGAAAGGGAGGUGCUCUCACAUUUUGUAAUUCCAAUAGAUGUACUUUUUUUUUUAAAAAGGAAAAUAAAUGCCCUAAAAUCUAAAAAAGGAAGAUAAGGAAGCUUGCUACAGAAGGACUAUUUGACACUAGAGUGAAAAAGCAGUUUUCCUAUGCAACCAGCAUAAAUUUAUUUUACUUCAGUCUAAAAAGAGCCAUUUGUUUUCCUUUUUCCAGAGCCAAAUGCAGUUGUCAUGGCAACUGUAUAUCUAUGAACUUCUCCAUGGAAAAACUAAUUUUGUUCACCAUUUGGAUUACUCUUUGCUUAAAUAGACUGUCUCAGAAUAUCCCUCCCCCAGAGAUAACUCCAUCUGUAUAACAGAUAACUGUACACAGAAGAAUUCAGUUCUGUUUUAUCUACCAAUAUGUUACUAGGGAUUAGUAGGCAGCUGUAACAUGUUGUCAUCUUUGCCAAGGAAAGAAUUGGAGGGAUGUUUAAGUGUUUAGAGAGUAAUUUGGCUAAUAAAAAGUUUUAUUCCUGGAAGUGAUUGGACAUAUUGCCAGUAAUAAUGUAUAGUCUCACACUUCUGUGCCUCCAGCCCUUUUGUGACCAGCCUGGUGUAGCUUCCGAUUGUGUCCUUUUAAUUGCAGUAUGCAAAUUGCUUACUCAUGAUGCAAAACACUGCUGGUUAGGUUAACCUAACUGGAUUCUAGUCUUGACAUAAAUCAUAAGGGAGCAAUAAAUAAUCAGUGAUCAUGUUGUACUUUGAGGGUCAGAAUGAGUAAAAUAACUUGGUUACUUCCUCUUCAAAGAGAUACCACUUACGUCAGCUGAGAAAUCGUUACAUGAUGUAUAAUGUGUAUUAUCUUCAUCUGUAUAGGAGGGAAGAGAACCUGCAUUAAGGCCUAGAUUACUACAGCUCCAUAACUGUCACCUCUCACAGACACCAAACAUAAAGCUUUUUGUUCAUGUGAAUAAUCCCAGAGGACUUUCAAACUCCAUAGGAAAAAAAAUUCAGGAAAAACUUUGGCUCCAAAAAACCAAAUUGUAACACACUGGAGAAGUGAAUGGCUCACAUCCAUCUGGGAGAGACCAUGACCUUAUUCCUUUCCACCACCACUUCUAGUUGGCUCUGAGUUUAGCCCAAUAAAUAUCUGGAAGGAUUUUAAAGAGUAGGAUGUGGCUUGAGUUAAGAAAUCUUCACUCUCUUAGCAAGAACAUUCAUAUGUAAUGAGAUUUAAACCAAAGCCUCCCUUUAAAUAUUCUAAAUGUUUGUUGUGAAGAUACAGGCACAGAGAUCAGAGCUCUGACGCAGUUUGAGUCAAGGGCAUCCAGAGAAAACCACAGGACUCACUGUUUCCAAGUGCAGAAUAUUAAAGAUGAUAAGGACUCCAUGUAUUUUAUGGGUAGAUGGGAAAAAGGUGGAUGGAAGUGAAGAGGUCAGUCCACUUGGAUAUCGGUUCUUUGAAGGAAGAGAGCUAUAGAUGAACUGACCAAUGUUGGAGGGAAUACUGAAGAUGUUUUAGGAGCAUCAGGAAUGCUCAUUAUUUUCAAACAACUGCUAGUCUGUACCUAGAGAACAAAUUAGGUUUGUCAGUAAAUGUAAUCUUACAAACUGUGA
Messenger RNA from Corvus hawaiiensis (hawaiian crow), 3213 nucleotides. RefSeq names its product interleukin 1 receptor type 2 (gene IL1R2). The transcript has 9 exons. Bases 158 to 1321 code for a protein of 387 amino acids. The record is from RefSeq and is a predicted model, not a curated record. Gene Ontology annotation, molecular function: interleukin-1 binding; interleukin-1, type II, blocking receptor activity. Lineage: Eukaryota; Metazoa; Chordata; Aves; Passeriformes; Corvidae.